This is a messenger RNA of Mizuhopecten yessoensis (Yesso scallop), 2898 nucleotides long. RefSeq names its product ubiquitin-conjugating enzyme E2 G2. Gene Ontology annotation, cellular component: cytosol; endoplasmic reticulum. The record is from RefSeq and is a predicted model, not a curated record. Lineage: Eukaryota; Metazoa; Mollusca; Bivalvia; Pectinida; Pectinidae. The transcript is spliced from 5 exons. The coding region runs from base 86 to 619 and encodes 177 amino acids.
ACAGGCACAGUACCGUUCCUUCAUCACUAAAGAGCUUAAAAACAUGAAAUGUUGAGAACUUUUCAGUUUAGUUACAGUAUGUUUUAUGAUAUUGUUUGAUCUCCCGACUAACACUGAUGUCAUGGCUGGAUCUGCUUUGAAGAGACUGUUAGCCGAAUACAAACAAUUAACGCUGAAUCCUCCAGAAGGAAUAAUAGCUGGACCUGUUGAUGAGGAAAAUUUCUUCGAAUGGGAAGCGCUCAUUAUGGGACCGGAGGACACCUGCUUCGAGGGAGGAGUGUUUCCUGCUAGACUUACCUUUCCUUCAGACUACCCUCUCAGUCCUCCCAAAAUGAAAUUUACUUGUGAUAUUUUCCAUCCUAAUAUAUAUUCGGAUGGUCGUGUUUGCAUAUCAAUUCUCCAUGCCCCCGGUGAUGAUCCAAUGGGUUAUGAGACAAGCGCUGAGAGAUGGAGUCCAGUGCAAAGUGUGGAGAAAAUACUUCUGUCUGUUGUCAGCAUGUUAGCAGAGCCAAAUGAUGAAAGUGCCGCUAAUGUGGAUGCAGCCAAAACCUGGAGAGAUGACAGGAAAAAGUUUCUUGAAAUUGCGGAGAGAACUGUUCGGAAAUCCCUUGGAAUCUAAUGAUUUCCUGAUAAUGACAUCAAUACCAUAGGCCACUCACAGGCCACUUAUAUUUCAUGGAGCAGAGUUGUACUCUUCUACUAGCUAAAUGACUGGGGCUGUAGUAUUUUAUGUCUGGGCUGGUGUAAAAAUAUUUUUAUUAUUAUGAAAAAUAUUGGACUAGUUGAAUUUUUAAAAUCUACUUGUUGGCUGGUUCUCAUAAUAUGAAACCGUACGCCACUGAUGGAGAAUGCAAUCAGCUUCAUUCAAACCGCCUUCAAUGCCAUUCCUUAAAAGUUUAACCUGUUUUUAUUCUGGAUGGCCCAAAAGAAGCAUCACAUUUAUCAGUGUCAGGACAAUGUGAUUUUUUUUAUGUGAAAUAUUAUCAAGCAAGCUUGCUUUGAGGCAUUUGCAGACUGCUUUAAUUUUGAAAUAUACGUUUGGUUUGGGGGGGAAAAUCUGUACCUUCCAUAUAUUUACAUGUUCUUCAAUUUGUACAUUAUCUCAAAAAUUUACCCUAUUUUUAUUAAUUAAUUGCUGCAAUUGCCGUGUAUCAAUGUACAGGGUAACAAAUGGGAGAAAAGAAUCAAGCUUGAUGUAAGUAGAGAUAUUCUAUCUUGGGAUUUCGGGCGAAAAGUUUGAUUUAACCAGGUUCUGUGUUCAAAAUUUUAAGUUUGUGAAUAAGGCUUGCAAGAUAUUAGGUGAAAUAUAAGUGGCUUACAAUUGAAUAUCUAUGUUUAAAGCAUAAACGACAUGAAUUUUGUUGACAUCAUCUAAAUGUGUUUAAAUGUUUGUGUACUGAUAGUGUAUUGUAGUUGCUCAUCAGGGACAUUUUAGCAAUAAGUCAAAAUAUCAUUUGCUACAUCAUAAAGCUGGAACACUUAAAGUGGGAAGUGGGGGCAGAUUUCAUUCUUUUACUGUAAAAAUGUUUAUUUUGCAUACAAAAUGUUGUAACUGCACAAAUUGUGUAUCACUUCAAACAAGUCUGGUUCUGUCACUGUUGUAGAUUUUUGACUUCUUAAUUCUAUACUACUAUUUGACAAGUAUGAAAUAUAUUCAAAUAGCUGUACAUACCAGGUAAAUUCUUUAUAAUUCUAUGCACCUUUAUUGUGGUUGUUUUAUUCUCACAUAAAUUUAUAUUUUAUUGAAAAGAGAAAACUCUUUUGAAGUGGCUCACUCCACCUGAGAAUGUAACCUCCGCAUUAAAGCCAUUUUGGUCUCUGUGGUGUAUAACAUAUAGAUAGAACACUUGCAGUAUACCGAAGGGGGGUAACUAUUAUAUGCUAAAUAUGAAAGUGCUUUCAAAAAAACAAUUCCUAUAUCAAACAAGUUUUGCCUUUUACUGGGCUAUAUCUUGUAAUUCAUUAGUACACUGCAUAUAAUCCUUUUAAAACAGCUGUAAUAUUUUAUUUCAAUUAUCGAAAAGCAGAGUUGCAAAAAUAUAUGCAACAAACGGUCAGUAUUUUUAUACCUAUUUCCGAUACCUACAUUUCUCUGUCAUGUUUUAUACGUAUUUCAGUAUACAGCCAAAGACAUGGUUUCUUAUUAGGGGCAGUCUCUCGAGCACGUCGGCUGUAUGUAUGACCAUGGAGAACACUUGACAUUGUCCAAUUGUUAAUCAAUUUUUUAUUAAUAUCAAUAAUUUUGGAAAUGUUAUUUUUUUGCUUAUUGAAUACUGUACAGAUUAAAUACUUUUUUUCUGUUUACAGAGAGGAUAUUGAACAAGCAAUUAAUGAUAAAGAGUUUUAUUCUGGAACUAAUUUUAAUCUUGAAUGUAAUUUCAAGCUUCAGUAAGAAGAUUAUCAGUAGAUAAAUAUCAUAGUCAGUGAGUUGGUGAUUUUGUUUCUAUUAUAGUCAGUGAGUUGGUGAUUUUGUUUCUAUUAUAGUCAGUGAGUUGCUGAUUUUGUUUCUAUUAUCGUCAGUGAGUUGCUGAUUUUGUUUCUAUUAUCGUCAGUUAGUUGCUGAUUUUGUUUCUACCAUAACUCGAAAUUAAGAUAAAAAAAGUAUGUUGAGCUGUAUCAGGUUAUUUCUCAUGUAAAGUUAUCCAAAAGAUCAGCCAUGGGCUUUGAGUGAUAAAAGCUAUUGUAGUUAUGAGACUGCUGGAACUUGAAGCAGUAAGUUAGAAAUGAUGAUACCAUGGGAGAAAUAAUUGUUACUGGUUUUUCUGUGGGUUUGUAAAAAUAUGUUGUCCGAGAGUACAGUUUGAAAAAUAACUUGUAUUUUCAAUCACCUUAAACUACCUGGUACUUGUUCUUAUUAAUAAAUAUGGAGGACUGGACAUGUGAUUAAUAAAUAUUUAU